AUGACGGAGAACGUGGACGAGAGUUUGCAAAAACUCGGCAUACGAAGGAUCACCCAUCCGACCAAAGACGAGAUCCGCGACGCCUACUACCGUGUUGAUACAACAGAACUCAACGACGUGUGGGAGUCAUAUAUCACUGGCAAGCAAUCCUGGCACCCAUGGGAAACGUAUAGUCCUCCGAAUCUCAAGGUUCUCCGUUACUCAGAUAUCCGUGUAUACCACAGAAAUAGUGUACCCUGUCAGUGCGGUCACGACUUGGCCGUGGAGAGACUGUCCGUGGACUACUCCAUUUUCGAAGCCGGCAACUAUGCAGGUUACGACUCUACGGAGCAUUGCUAUGCGUUUCGAGGGCAACGAAGACUUCUGGACGACUUUUUAGACCGAGCAGAAGUGCUAUUUGAGAAGGAAGAAGUCAAGUCAGCGCUUGUGGGACCUGUUGGUAUCUCAAUUCCGUUUUCAGGGUUUCCCUCAGGAUGGAAAUUUGAAGAGUUUGCCAUGCACGCUGAGACCAUCAUGUGCCUGUUGUUCCUAGCAUCGAAUGACAAAGAUCCCCUCGACUUUGAGGGUUUAGCCAUUGAGGCAGAAACAGAGCCGGAUAGUGAUGCGGACUCGGACUUCUUGCGCCAGGAAUCCAACUUCGGGAAUGGACCGCAGCCCGCUAUGGCGGUAGAAUCGGGGCAAGGUUUAGAUAACGUAUCAGAUAUCUUGUUUGAGCCAGAUCGAUAUCCCCGUCGACAACGAAAAUGA
Molecule: messenger RNA, 747 nt
Organism: Metarhizium brunneum ARSEF 3297
Lineage: Eukaryota; Fungi; Ascomycota; Sordariomycetes; Hypocreales; Clavicipitaceae
Source: RefSeq, a predicted model, not a curated record